GCGGGGUCGGAGCGUACCGGUAGUUCUGUAGUUGCUAGUUGCUUGUACUGAUACUGUAUUGCUGUAUUAAUAAGUACCGAACCGUAUAAAUUCAUUUGUUUAUAUCCAGUCUUUGUAGCAAUCUGAUGAAAGUUUCUCCAAGUUAGAGUCCAACGCCCGAUUAAUGAAUACCGGUACAACUUUUUGGAUUAAUUUGAUUAACUUAGUGUAUACCGGUACAGGAUUAUGACGAUCAUCCAAGAACCAAUCAAGGCUGCCAUAUGGCACUCUCUCAACCAUUAUGCCUUUGCCGAUGCAAUCUUUCUGGCAGAACGACUAUUUGCUGAAGUUGCAUCAAGUGAUUCGCUCUUCUUGUUGGCGACUGCUUAUUACAGAUCAGGAAAACCUAAAAUAACACAAAUGCUACUUGAUAAACAUGGGAUGACGAUGCCUGAAUGCAAGUUACUUUAUGCACAAUGUGCAUGGGAAUUGGAAGAGUAUGCCAAGGUAGAACAAAUUUUCGGACUUAAUUUUUCACCAAGACAAUUGAAUGGAUCGCAAUAUAUCACCAAUAUUAUCAAUGAUAUUCAUUCUGAAUUUGGUGAAUCAUCAUGUUUUGCUCUCAGUUUACUCGGAAGAACUUAUCUUCGAACAGAACGACCUGAUCUUGCUGAACAUUGUUUACUCGCAAGUUUGAAACAAAAUCCUUUUUUAUGGGUGCCAUUCGAAAAGAUGUGUCAAGCUGGCAAAAGACCGAAUCCGAAUGAAAUAUUCAAUGUGGAUAAUUUUAUUGCUUUUCGUUCACAAUUUCCUGUGUUUCAGACCUCAGGCAUAAAUUCGCAACAGCAACGUGUUUCUCAACCAAGAAGAAAAUCAUUAUCGAAAGAUUUAGAAUUGGAAAAUAAUGCCCCUGAUCCAACUAGCAUACUACGCUCGAAACAAUUACAGAAUCGCAACUACCUCUCCGAACAACAGCAAACCGCUCCAGUUCCAAUGUCAGUAACUCCAUCCUCAGUGUUUUCUAUGAAAUCUGGGUUUCCAACAGCAGUCGGCAAAUCACAGACACCAAUUCAUUCAACAAAACUGGCUCCAACUUCUCAUCUUCAUGCAGAACAUAUGGUAACACCACCUCCCACACGGGUUGACUUUGCAGGAAUAAUAAGUACCAGCGGGAGUUUAAAACCAUUGCCCUCAUCAACUACUUCACAAAAAGAUCAAACCAUUGCCACACCAGGAGGAGAAUUCUUUAGGUCAACUCCUGCUGGUGAUCAUAGAAGUGACUGGGAUAGUUCCAUUGAUUCUAUAACAUCAGGUAUAAGCAAUCAAACACUUCGUAGAUCAACUAGAACACAACAAAGAAUAGGUAGAGGAUUGAUCAGUGGUCCAACUACACUUAGUCCACUGACACCAAGCUUUGGUAUCUUGCCACUAGCAGACACACCGAGUCCCGUAUUGGAUCGUGGAGUCUCAAUGGUGACACCAGCCGAUAUAAUUCAACAACAAGAGUUUGCAGCUCCGCUAAAAAAGAUGAUCACAAGACAGUCACGAAAACCUCAUUCGACAGACCAGAGUUCCAACAACGCUGCUGGAAAACUUAAUUUUACCUCUGAAAAUACUCCUAGAUUAACUUCACAUAAUAACACAAACACCUCAAAUCAAUCUUCUACUCCGUCCAAUCAGCAAUCCAUGCCAGUACGAAGAAGUACAAGAAUAUUUGCGAAUGCUGGAAACUCUAUUAAGGAAAAUAACAGAAAUGCUGGAAAACAAAAAUUUAACCAACCCAAAGCUUCAAUGAAACGAAAUACAAGAACAAGGCAGUCAACUACAAAAUCUGCCAGGGAUUUGUCAGAAGAAAUUAGCAAAGCUGAUAUUCUUUCUCACGAAAAACAAAAUCUACAAAAUAUUGCAGGAAAUAUCAAUAACCAAUCACAAAUGCUGUCGUCACAGAGAUGUGCAGUCGAAGGACUGAUGACACUUCUGAGAGACAUAGGACAUGGAUAUCUUGCACUUUGUCAAUAUAAAUGUAAAGAUGCGAUAAAUAUAUUUAAUAGUUUAUCUCCGCAUCAGCGUAAUACAGGAUGGGUUUUAUCAGCUUUGGGAAGAGCUCAUUUUGAACUUACAGAAUAUAAUGAGGCAGCUAAUAUAUUCCAAGAACUUCGAACAAUCGUCCCUCACCAUCUACAAGGAUUAGAAAUAUAUAGUACGACUUUAUGGCAUCUACAAAAAGAAGUCGAAUUGUCAAGACUUGCUCGCGAUAUGAAAGAAUUGGAUAAAUUAUGUUCAGAGACUUGGUGUGCCAUUGGAAAUUGUUUCUCAUUGCAACGAGAUCAUUCGUCGGCUGUUAAUUUCUUUCAUCGGGCGAUACAACUCGAUGCCCAAUCUUCAUACGCUUACACAUUACUUGGCCAUGAAAUGGGAUUAAUUGAAGAUUUAGAUGGUGCAUUGACUUGUUAUAGAAAUGCUGUCAAAUGGAAUCCAAGACAUUAUAAUGCAUGGUAUGGUAUCGGCACAAUAUAUUAUAAGCAGGAAAAAUUCAAGAUUGCUGAAAUACACUUCAGAAAAGCGUUUGCGAUUAAUCCACAAAAUUCAGUAUUAUUGUGUCAUAUUGGUAUUGUUCAACACGCUUUAAAGCAAACGACAUCAGCGAUUCGCACUCUCGAUACAGCUGUUGAAAUGGAACCUCGUAAUCCACUAUGCAAAUUUCAUAGAGCAAAUGUUUUAUUCGCAGCAGAGAGAUAUGAAGAUGCAGCUCGAGAAUUAAAAGAAUUGAAGGAAAUGGUUCCAAAAGAAAGUUUAGUUCAUUUCUUAUUGGGAAAAGUUUAUAAAAAAUUAAAACAGAAUCAUUUAGCUGUGAUAAGUUUUUCAUGGGCGAUGGAUCUUGAUCCGAAAGGCGCAAAUAAUCAAAUAAAGGAAGCUAUCGAUAAACAGCAUUUACCUGAUGAUGAAGAAGAUGAUAUGUCGGAAAGAGAAGACACAGCAACAGAUGGUAGCGUACUUGAACCAAGUUUAUUGGAACAUUCUCCUACAGAUAUGAAUGCUAAUUCUGACAUAUUUGGACGUGGAGGUCUAUUUCAGGAGACCACAAUUCGCAAUGAUUUCCAAGACAGGAGGCGGAAUCAUGAUAAUGCAGCAGCACAUCAAGACAGUGACAGUGAGAGUUUGUAAAAUAGGAAAUAAUUUUGGUCGCGUAUAUAUAUUUUUGCCUCAAAUUAGUUUUUAUCAUAGUGAAAAGUAUAAAAACAGCUGUAUUGUGUGUAUUAGUAGGUUGAUCAUUGCAAUUUUAUCGAUAACAAUUGGAAUUCUUGUAUUUUGUAUGUGGUUAUAAGACUACAGAGGGACUGGUGUGACGCUACACAUUUACAAUAUGAUCUGGCACUGGUAAAACAUAAUCGAUUGAAAAAAAGAUAGAUGAAUUGAUAAAUUUAUAUGUCGCACAUUUUGAGAAAUGAUCAAUUUAUGGCCUUUUUAUUGUUCAAAAUACUCGAUAAGAUGUUUGAUGAAUUUUUGUGGUUAUUUAAAAGCUGGCUUAAUAUAUUAUUUUGUAUCUGUG
Molecule: messenger RNA, 3529 nt
Organism: Styela clava
Lineage: Eukaryota; Metazoa; Chordata; Ascidiacea; Stolidobranchia; Styelidae
Product: cell division cycle protein 27 homolog
Biological process (GO): metaphase/anaphase transition of mitotic cell cycle; protein ubiquitination; cell division
Cellular component (GO): anaphase-promoting complex; cytoplasm
Molecular function (GO): protein binding
Source: RefSeq, a predicted model, not a curated record